Messenger RNA from Acinonyx jubatus (cheetah), 2824 nucleotides. RefSeq names its product cilia and flagella associated protein 276 (gene CFAP276). NCBI's taxonomy places the organism in Eukaryota, Metazoa, Chordata, Mammalia, Carnivora, Felidae. The record is from RefSeq and is a predicted model, not a curated record. The coding region runs from base 562 to 1077 and encodes 171 amino acids. The transcript has 5 exons.
GUUACCUACUGCAGCAGCCUCUUGUGGAGAUCUUAACUUCCGUCCCACCAAAUUCAGCGGUGCCUUUACAACCGGCUCUGUGAGAAGACUUGAGACUGGCAUAAACGGAUUUAAGCAAGGAGUGUUUGUGCAAGACACUUGGGCUCUUCCGUCUCCUGACAUCCUCAUUCUCUCAUUGCUUUGAAAAAUCCUUCUGUUAGAUGCGAGGUUCCUGGGUCAUCUUUUAGGACUUCUUUCCCCAGAUGAAGUCUUUUGCAGAAGUCCUGCACGCCAGGAGGCCGGCGUUUUUCAACUAAGCCUCCCGAAUGCAAAUGCAGGGCUCCCUGGUACACUCGGUGACACUUGCCCUCUGCGUUCCCAGGAGCUACCUCGCAAGGGGUCUCCCGCGCUGCACCGCCAGGUGGCGCCCUUCUCGAAGGGAACUCACCUCAGUCACAGACGGUGGGGCAGUUGCUCGGCAACCGAAACUGGGCGUUCCAAACAAUUGGGAACCGGGAUCCUCCGCGUGCGUUGUGUGCGGCUGCGCGGGCCCCCAGUCCUUCACACCAGCGCCUUUUUGCCAUGCCUUUCACCCGAGACCCUUUCCAGCACCCUACGUUGGAUAACGAUGAUUCCUACUUGGGAAAAGCCCGAGCUUCCAAGAAACUGCCAUAUAAGAACCCAAAUCACCUUGCUCAGCAACAGGAACCCUGGAGUCGGCUCAACUCAACUCCCACAAUCACCUCCAUGAGGCGGGAAGUUUAUUUUUUUGAUCCUGAGAUACCCAAGGAUGACCUGGAUUUCCGCUUAGCAGCCUUGUACAACCACCACACAGGGACAUUCAAGAACAAAAAUGAGACACUCUUACAUCAGGAGACCACCCAGGAUACCCAUGGAAUCAUCAAGACCCAAUUCCCUGGAGAACCUUUACCCCCUCCUCUGCCACCUUCCAUCACUUCCCAGGCUAACAUCAGACACUGGAUCAACCCUAAGAAGGAGUCUAUCCACAGCAUCCAGGGAUCCAUAGUGUCCCCUCAUACUGCAGCCACCAAUGGAGGCUACUCCCGAAAGAAUGAUGGUGGCUUCUUCUCUACCUAGUGUUGACAGGCCCCUGGACUAAUUAAUCAUAGUGGAACGUCCUUUCGCCAACCUCCAUUAAAUAGAUUUGUGCUGGAUGAAGCUUGAAGUGUUGCCCAAGGACUAAAAGUUGACACUUGACUACUCUUAAAAUAUGGAAGUUUCCCAACUUCUAGAAGUUAGUCCUGUUGGACAUAUUUGCAAUUUGGAGUCAUUUUGCUGAGAAGAUAAGGAUUUAGAAGUCAUUCCAAACAUUGAUGUAUCCAUUCAACAUUUCUUGCGAACUUUUAUAUGUCAGGCACUGAGCUAAGUGUUGAGGAAACAAGAAUGGACGUAGCCUAUUUUCUUAAUGAGCUCACACUGCCAUAAUUCUGGUAGUUCUAUGUGGCAUUAAUGGUUAUGAUGAGGUCACACUUAACAUACUUUGGACCAAGUGGAUUUUGUCAUCUACUGGACUCUACCUUGCCAUGAGGGCUCGAUCUGUCUGGUCCAGGCUCCUUGCCAUUGCUCAUUCUCUGACUCUGCGGUCUUCUUGCCUGGGAGUCAAUUCCCUUCUUUGUCAACUUGUGCCGUGAAAUACAGGCAGUUCUUCUAAACAUGGUUCAAUAAUCUGGUGCUUGGGCUUGAGGGGACCUAAAAACCAAUGCAGUAAUGUGGUUUCUAAAAUUACAAGUCACUCAGGGGGACCUGCUGUUAAAUUGGGCAAGAAAUGGCAGACCUUUUAGAAUACUGUAGGGUAAACUUCCAUUUCUAAGUUUGGACAGCAUGUGCAUUAUUGAAUAAUGCAGAUAUGAAAGGACUGCUUCCUGUUACUUAGGUACACAUGGUCCUUAAAUCCCACCAAUCUGUCACAGCCCCUCUUCCACAGUUACUCCACCUAUUCAGAUAGUAUCUGCUGCCAAGUGACAAUAUGAAGUUUCAAUUCUCAUUAUUUAUAAUGGCUGAAAGCGGCAGAGAUGGGUGACUCUCCAGAUAAUCAUCUCAUGCAGGUUAUUUGAUACUGAAAUAUUUAAAAAUUUAAUACUGUGACCCAUACAUCAAGGUUUUUAAAAAUACAGACUCGUUGACCUCCCUAAUAAAUCUAAUUCAGUAAAUCUGGGGCGGGUCCCUGGAAUCUGAAUAUUUACAAGCUCUCCAAGUUCUCUUACGGAUACUCACACACGCGAUACACACACACGCGCGCGCGCACACACAUAUAGGCGUGCAUAUAUACAUAGAGCCUUUAGCGACAGACGCUGUAGUGUGCUUCUAGAUCAGCGGGCACCAGUGUUGGUACCAUACAAACGGUCAUCACAAGUCGGGACUAAAGGAAUAAAGGGAGGGGUGCUAAAGAAAAACACUGAAGCGGCAAACACGACUUCGUGCCCUUCCAGCUCCAGGGGGCGGAGCGAUGGCUCCUUCACCCGCGCCUUCCCCACCCGUCAGCGCCCCUGCCGCCGCCGAUUGUAAACGCUUAGCCCCAAUGCCACGGGUGGCCGUGCCCCAGGGCCGGGCUCAGAUCAGAAUCGCCUCGAUAAUCAGUGGCCCGGGACUAGCCCGGCCUCGUCUAUCUGAUCAAUUCAUCAUUUCUGAGCGCCGGGCCCCGUAAGACCGGCUCCGGGACCGCAGCGUCGCCGCCGCCAAAGGGGCCUCGCUGCACAGCGCCCCAGAGGAGGGGGCUUCGCAGGAGGGAAGCUUUUCAUAUCGGGUCGGCCCCGCGGGGCAAGGGUCACAACCCGAUCAAAUAAGAUCAAGGUGUAGGCGGGGGAGAGUGGCUCAGGGACGGGCG